AUGUCUGAAGAGUUCCCAACCCCUCAAUUGAUUGAUGACUUAGAUGCUCACCCCAGUCAUGACAACACCAGAGUGUUUAAGGACUUACUAGCAGGCACAGCAGGCGGUAUUGCUCAAGUUCUUGUUGGACAACCAUUUGACACUACCAAAGUUAGAUUGCAAACUUCUACUACACCUACUAAUGCAACAUUUGUCAUUAAAAAUCUUUUAAAAAACGAAGGUCCUUUAGGUUUUUACAAAGGUACCUUAACUCCGUUGAUCGGUGUAGGUGCUUGUGUAUCUUUACAAUUUGGUGUCAAUGAAGCGAUGAAGAGAUUUUUCCAUUCAGUAAAUGCAAAGAAUAAUAAUAAUAAUAGUGUCAACAAUAAUGGCUUACUAACAUUACCACAAUAUUAUAUGUGUGGUUUGACUGGUGGUGUUGUCAAUUCAUUUUUAGCAUCUCCAAUAGAGCAUGUAAGAAUUAGGUUGCAAACCCAGACCGGAUCGAGUAAAAAUGCAGAGUUCAAAGGGCCACUUGAUUGUAUAAAGAAACUGAAGCUUCAACGGGUUUUAAUGAGAGGGCUAACUUCAACUUUAUUAAGGGAAGGACAUGGUUGUGGUACAUAUUUUUUGGUUUAUGAAGCCCUGGUAGCUCAUGAAAUAAAUAAAGGUUGUUCUAGGACAGAGAUUCCAGCUUGGAAGUUAUGCAUGUUUGGUGCGCUAUCCGGUACUGCUUUAUGGAUGAUGGUUUAUCCAAUUGAUGUUAUUAAGUCAGUUAUGCAAACUGAUAAUCUGUUAUCACCAAAGGCUGGUAAUUCUAUAAAAGAAGUUGCUAAAUACAUUUAUAAGAACCAUGGUUGGAAAGGUUUCUUAAAAGGGUUUGGACCUACUAUGGUUAGGGCAGCUCCAGCAAAUGGUGCCACUUUUGCCACAUUUGAAUUGACUAUGAGAUUGCUUGGGUAA
Messenger RNA from Arxiozyma heterogenica, 942 nucleotides. It is a transcript of the gene YMC1, whose product is annotated as organic acid transporter. The coding region runs from base 1 to 942 and encodes 313 amino acids. Gene Ontology annotation, cellular component: mitochondrion. Gene Ontology annotation, biological process: mitochondrial L-ornithine transmembrane transport. The transcript has a single exon. The record is from RefSeq and is a predicted model, not a curated record. Gene Ontology annotation, molecular function: L-ornithine transmembrane transporter activity. NCBI's taxonomy places the organism in Eukaryota, Fungi, Ascomycota, Saccharomycetes, Saccharomycetales, Saccharomycetaceae.